AGCUUGGUUCUCUACUAUGAUAAAAUAUUAAAAUUAGGCUCGCAAUUCAUGUGCCCGCCUGAGCUGAAGAGAAGCCAAGCUGGUUCAGAUUUCUAUCACGGCUGUUAGGGUGGGACAAGCCCGAAGAAUCCCCAACUUUCAACAGCAAGAGACCCUAGGGUUUUUCUCUCGUCUUCAUCGGGUCAUUGUUCGGCUGAUUGGAGAUGUCAAAGUCUUGCAAGGGCUUGGCAAUGGAACUAGUCAAGUGUCUAAGCGAAUCCGAUUGUAUUAAGGUUGAGAAGCGAUCGUAUAGGGAAUGCGCAGGAGAGAAGAGCCCCUGUAUACCAAGUGAGUGCGUUGGACUUAGGGAAACUUACUUCAAUUGCAAACGAGGCCAGCUCGACAUGAGGGCUAGGAUCCGCGGUAACAAGGGCUAUUGAAUUUGAAAUCUGCUGAUAUUAGCUAUUUAGAUUUUGGAAGUGAUUACUCUGUUUCUAGGACCUAAUUUUCUAUCUUUUUGAGGAAUUGUGUUAGCGCUUUUUAUUGUAUUCCCCAUUUGUAAGCAGGUCGUCAUCUGCCCCAGUUUGUUUUUUGAAAUAAAAGUUCAAUUUUAUCCCUAACA
Manihot esculenta (cassava) is the source of this 601-nucleotide messenger RNA. Its product is annotated as mitochondrial protein pet191 homolog. Bases 204 to 419 code for a protein of 71 amino acids. Gene Ontology annotation, cellular component: mitochondrion. The record is from RefSeq and is a predicted model, not a curated record. The transcript has a single exon. NCBI's taxonomy places the organism in Eukaryota, Viridiplantae, Streptophyta, Magnoliopsida, Malpighiales, Euphorbiaceae. Gene Ontology annotation, biological process: mitochondrial respiratory chain complex IV assembly.